Chenopodium quinoa (quinoa) is the source of this 2427-nucleotide messenger RNA. RefSeq lists its product as uncharacterized. The coding region runs from base 281 to 2071 and encodes 596 amino acids. Lineage: Eukaryota; Viridiplantae; Streptophyta; Magnoliopsida; Caryophyllales; Amaranthaceae. Gene Ontology annotation, molecular function: protein binding. The transcript has 3 exons. The record is from RefSeq and is a predicted model, not a curated record.
CACAUCACGCGCGUUAAAAAACUAGUAAUAAAAGAAAAAAGAAAAAUCUCCGUUCUCUUUCAUCAUCGUACACACUCGAACUUACAAGGUACAAACCCUAAUUAGCAAAAACUAACCCUUUCAUUAAAUCUCCCAAAUUCCGAUUCCAAUUCCAAUUCGAAACUUCUUUUCCCCCAAAUCACUCUUCAAAACCCUACAUUUUCGUUUUUCAAUCGAAAUUUCGAAUCGAACUCAAAAAAAAGCAAUCGGAAUCAUAUUCAAAUUUGAGGUAAUAGAUCGAAUGAUGGGUAACACUAGCGAAAACACAGAAUCACAAAAAUUUCGAUUGUAUGGGAAGACGAAAAUGCCAGAGCUUCAACGUGGAAAUUCAGUCAAAACGACGACGAAUAAGAAGCAGAAGAAUAUCGUUGAUAAUAAUCAGAAGAAAUCGACUCAUUUGGUUGGUAACUACAUUCGAACUCGCGCAGCUGUUGCGAGAGAAGCAGAAGCAGUAGCAGUAGUUGGUGUUGUUGAAGAGGAGAGAGAAAAAGUUGUUAAGGAUCCUCCGAGAACUAGGUUAGCUGUGAAAAAGGGCAAAUUUAAGGAACAAACAACAAACAACAACAAAAGGGUAAUCAAUAAUACUAAGAAUAAUAGUGGAAAGAAGAAGAAGGUUGUUGAUAAGGUUGUACCAGUGGUUGUGAUAUCGGAGAAGGAAAGUGAGUUAAACGAGAGAGAAUCAGAAGUCAGAGAAGAAAUGUUGGGAGAUGAUAGUGGUGGUUUAAGUGCUAAUAAUAAGGGAACUGGACAUGAUGAUGAUGGAAAUAAAUCCCCUUUUCCUGAAAGGGUUCAAGUGGGUGCUUUUCCUAUUUAUAAAGUAGAAAGGAAGAAAGGUGGGUUUGGUCAGGUGUUUGUUGGCCGUCUUGUUAACGGUGGGAAUGAACGCGCCACCGGGUCUGGGGCUUUGGAGGAGAUUGUGAGGUUCGUUUGCAAGGAGUGGAAUGCUAUUAUCUCUGACCCGCUCUUUAUUAGAGCCCACCUUCUUCAGUCCAUGUCAUCUCCUGCUACUACUGGUUUCCUUAUUCAAGACGAUGACCUGGAUGAUGCUAAGCUAAAACAGGCCUAUUAUGUUCACCCAUAUGAUCGUGUUGUCAGUAUACUUAAGCUUCCAUUUGAGGCCUUCAUUUUGGCUUCUUGUAACGGACUACUCUUGCUUCAAAAUGCCUUCAUUCCAAAAGAAUUGUCUGUAGUGAAUCUUGUAACUAAAGCCAACAUCAGUCUCCCUCCCCUGUCCCUCACCCUGCCAAAGGUAUGCAUUUAUCGUAAACCUUCUGCUGUUCUAGCAUUUGCACCUUCUUCUGGUCGAUACAAAGUCUUUUGUCCUUGUUUCGUCCCCAAAUAUCCACGUUCACCAUAUCGUCAACGUGAAAAAAAUGAUGAUCAUCUUGCCAGAUUUGAAGUUAAGGUUAUGGUAUGGACAGUAGCUGUUGAUGAAACUUGGAGGGCUAUUGACAUUGACUGUCAAGGCAUUACUAUGAGUAACAAGGCAAAGCAGACACUACUGAGUCAUCCGUUUUCUAUUGCAGCGGGGUAUGUCUAUUGGUUUGAUAUAUGUCACUCUCUUGGUUUUGCCUUGGAUAUAGAUGCUGAAACCAUGUAUCAAUUCGAAGGGCCAGAAGAUAGCGUUAUCAACAGCAAGGAGAAGACUUACUGUAUACCAAUGGACACCGGUGGUGCAGGUAUAAUAUAUUGGCAAAACCCUAGUAAGUUUUGGAAAGUCUGGGAAAUGAUAGGACCGAAAACUGGCCCUUGGGGUAGAUGUAUGAAUUUCGAUGCAGCUGGUAUGUAUUUGGCGCUUCAGAGACAUUUCAAUCCCUCAAAGUUUGGAGUCGCUAUACCUCUUUAUAUGAGCUUGAAAACUGGGGAGUUUUGGUUUUUUGGCUUUGUGGAAACCAAGCAUAGCAUGUCCUUUGCGUUGGUUUGUUAUAAUUGGAAGACGGGAAGUGUUUGGUCACCUCCCCCUAGGUGGCGAAGAUAUUUUGACUUCCCACAUCUUCACGUAAACAGCUUGCUAUCACUGAAGAAUCUCUAGUUGUACGUGGAACGGCGAUCACUUUGAAGAAAUGAAGUGCAAGUGUUGUGUAGUUCGAUGGAUACAUGCAUGUGGAUAUGGAGACUCAACAAAUUUGACGUUGCUGUUUAAGUUAAAUAUUAUUCACCCCCUUCCCCCCCCCCCCCUCCCCCCAAAAAAAAAUUAAAAAAUUGUUGUUCAGGUCGCUUGGACCUAAUGUUUACAAUUUGAUGUAGACUUGAUUGACAUCAUCAUGUAAGUUAUUUGUACUUCUCUUCCCCCAUUUGUUGUUACUGAUCACUUUGUACUCAACAAUUUAAUGUAUGUGGGAAUUGGAGAUUAGAUUGAUGUCUUAAUGUAUUUUACUGCUUUUCUCA